AUGUCUGUUUUUUCAAAAUUAAGAGCUGGACUGACGUCUCCAUGGUCAAUUGCUUUCUCUAUUUUUGGAAUUGGUUACGGUACUUAUCAUAUAAUAGGUACAACUCAAGCUGGAAAAAAAUAUGAAUUCAAUGAAGAUCUCAGCGGUAAAACUUAUAUUGUUACUGGGGCAACUUCUGGAUUAGGUAAAGUAGCAGCUGAAGAACUUGCAAAACGGCAAGCUCGCGUUAUAAUGGCAUGUCGUGAUCGUGAAAAAUGUAUACAUGUUCGUCGUGAUAUUGUUUUAGCAACAAGAAAUAAACAAGUUUAUUGUCGUCGUUUAGAUCUUGAAGAUUUUGAUAAUGUUCAAAAUUUUGUAGAAAAUAUUUCCAAAGGGAAGCAUAUGGUUGAUUCUGUUGAUGGUCUCAUAAAUAAUGCUGCUACAAUGGAAAAAAUAAGAAGUGUUAACAAGUUAGGAAUUGAAAAAACUAUGGCUACUAAUUACAUGGGUACAUUUUUGUUGACAGGAUUGUUGAUUGACAAAUUUUUGAAACAAGAUAACAAUGUACGCAUUGUAUUUCUAAAUACAAAUAUAAUUAAAAAUGAUUGUAAAAUUGAUUUUGAUGAUUUAAAUAUAGAGAAACAAAAAUUUGAUGGUUUUAAUGUUUACAAAAAAUCAAAAUUAGCUGUAGCAUUGUUUGCUAAAGAAUUAUCAGAAAGAUUGAAAAAUACAAAUAUUUCUGUAUUAAUGGCAGAUCCUGGAAGAUGUAAAACAAAUUUAUCAACUAAAUAUGAAAGUGACCGCUUUUUUCUUUCACGCUGGAUUUUAAAACCUUUUUCUUAUAUUCUAGGUGAAAGAAGUCCUGAAAAGGGUGUUAAACCAAUUUUGUGUGCUAUUGCUGACCCAAUUUUAGUUGAUGUAAAUGGGACAUUUUUAGAUCGUGAAAGGAAUAAACAAUCAUGGCCAGAAGAUUGUGAUGAUGUAACUUUGAGAAAGAAACUUUGGAUUACUACAGAACAAUGGACUAAAUUUUAUGAUCAUUUAAAAAAAAUAAAUACAGAAAUGAAUAAGAAUUAA
This is a messenger RNA of Strongyloides ratti, 1056 nucleotides long. RefSeq names its product Dehydrogenase/reductase SDR family member 12. Lineage: Eukaryota; Metazoa; Nematoda; Chromadorea; Rhabditida; Strongyloididae. The transcript has a single exon. The record is from RefSeq and is a predicted model, not a curated record. Bases 1 to 1056 code for a protein of 351 amino acids.